UCCAACAACUCAAGAAACUAUGACACCGUCCAAAUCCCCUAUCACUCUUACCAUUCUUGCAUCCCUGAUCCUCCACUUGCUGCCAAACUCUUGUUGUUUUGAGAUUGAAAUAGAUUAUGUAAACGCCGUCCCCGUCCCAGAUUGUGAUGUUGAUCUUCUUGAAUUCCCUCUGAAUUUAGAGUACCUGGAAGCUGAGUUUUUCUUGUUUGGCUCAUUGGGUUUUGGUUUAGACAAAGUUGCUCCAAAUUUAACCUCUGGAGGUCCCCCGCCGAUUGGGGUUCGAAAGGCUAAUCUGGACCCUUUCACCAGAGAACAAGAAGUCGGACACUUGAGGGCAAUUAAGAAUACUGUGAAAGGAUUUCCAAGGCCAUUGUUGGAUUUGAGUGCAAAAUCAUUUGCAAAGGUGGUUGAUAAGGCAUUUGGGAGGCCAUUAUCUCCACCUUUUGACCCAUAUUGCAACAGCAUCAACUACCUUCUUGCAUCCUAUUUGAUUCCUUAUGUUGGAUUAACUGGAUAUGUUGGAGCAAACCCCAAACUUCAAGGAUCUGUCUCAAAAAGGCUUGUUGCAGGCCUUCUAGGUGUGGAGUCUGGCCAAGAUGCAGUCAUCCGAGCAUAUCUAUACCGGCGACGACUAGAGCCGGUGCAACCAUACGGAAUAUCUGUGGCAGAGUUCACAGAACGUUUUUCAGAUCUAAGGAAUAAAUUAGGACGCAAAGGUUUGAAAGAUGAAGGGCUUAUAGUUCCCCUAGUACGAGGUGCAGAGGGAAAGACUAAAGGCAAUGUCCUUGCAGGAGACCAAUUCUCUCUUUCAUAUGACAGGACACCAGAGGAGAUACUCAGAAUUGUGUAUGGAACAGGUAAUGAAGGUCUUCCCGGAGGUUUUUUCCCAAAAGGAGGAGAUGGUCGAAUUGCCAAAUCACAUUUACACAAAGCAUGAACCCUGUAGAGUAGAUUAGUGUAAGAGUUCUGAGCAUAUUAUUAUCGUUUUAUUUCCUGCUACCACAGCAAAUAAAUAUGAGUUUCUGUAACC
Tripterygium wilfordii is the source of this 1030-nucleotide messenger RNA. RefSeq names its product desiccation-related protein PCC13-62-like. The record is from RefSeq and is a predicted model, not a curated record. Lineage: Eukaryota; Viridiplantae; Streptophyta; Magnoliopsida; Celastrales; Celastraceae.